GACGCUGUGUGUUAUAUGAGGAUCAGCUCCGGGUUGUGGAAAAGUACUAACACGAACUUCACGACAGACAAAAUGUUUCUGGCGAAGAAUCUGAUCGGCGGCAUCAUAAAUAUUGUGAGCAACAUCGACCCCGCUCAGUUCAUUCCCUCAGACCCUCCUCCUCCUCGCAGACCUCUGAACUUCACUGAGGCUCAUGAGAACGAUGAGGAGAAGCAGUUUCGGAGGGUUUUCCAUCAGUUGGCCGGAGACGACAUGGAGGUGAGCCCCGGUGAGCUGAUGAACAUCCUCAACAAAAUCAUUUCCAAACAUGGAAGCCUGAAGACUGACGGGUUCAGCAUUGAGUCCUGUAGGAGCAUGGUCGCUGUCAUGGAUAGUGACAGCACAGGGAAACUGGGCUUCCAUGAGUUCAAAUACCUGUGGAACAACAUCAAGAGAUGGCAGGGUAUUUACCUAACCCAUGACAGGGAUCGUUCAGGUGUGAUCAGCUCUGACGAGCUGCCCAACGCCUUCAGGGCUGCAGGUUUCCCUCUGAAUGAGCAGCUCUUCAAGCUGAUCAUCCGUCGUUAUUGUGAUGAGCAUGGCGACAUGGACUUUGACAAUUUCAUUGGCUGCCUGGUGCGACUGGACGCCAUGUGCAGAGCCUUUAAGACGCUGGAUAAGGACAACAGCGGCUCCAUCGACCUGGACAUCAAGGAGUGGCUUCAGCUGACCAUGUAUUCAUGAAGCGACACCUCGACACCAGCUUCUCUGCUUCUGUUUCAUCCCUCACUUCCUCUCAUUACGUCUGUCUGUGCAGUAGUGUUUGAAACCCCUCCUCCAUCUCCACGGUAACGGGACCAAAAUGCCAGCAUAGAGCUAAAGUCAGAAAAUCAAAGUUGGACCAAAGUGAAGCCGCAGCUGCUUGUGCACUGUCCCUCUGCUGCCAGGUGGCGGCGCUGCAUCGUCCCCAUGUUACAGACCUCUGUUCUAUAUUUCCUGUUUUUAGGGCAAAGUUUAAAAGUUCUUGAUUUUUAUCAGACUGAAACUUUAUGGAUUUGACUCUGAGUGUUUAACAGAAUAAAGUGACUCUGACACAAA
This is a messenger RNA of Toxotes jaculatrix (banded archerfish), 1077 nucleotides long. It is a transcript of the gene capns1b, whose product is annotated as calpain, small subunit 1 b. The transcript has 11 exons. The record is from RefSeq and is a predicted model, not a curated record. Gene Ontology annotation, molecular function: calcium ion binding. The coding region runs from base 16 to 723 and encodes 235 amino acids. NCBI's taxonomy places the organism in Eukaryota, Metazoa, Chordata, Actinopteri, Toxotidae.